Molecule: messenger RNA, 149 nt
Organism: Funneliformis geosporum
Lineage: Eukaryota; Fungi; Glomeromycota; Glomeromycetes; Glomerales; Glomeraceae
Source: the annotation of a GenBank genome assembly
AAAAAGAAAAAAGCAGUGGUAUUGCUGAAAGUGCUUUCAAGACCAUUACUUCUGUUUAUCAAUCUGUUUUUGGCACUCAAACAAAAUAUGUUGGGCUUUCUUAUUUAGGUUUAGAACAGUCAGAAACAGCUCAAAAGUUAUUAGAAUGA